UGGUGCAUAAAUGCCUACGUAAAUCUGAAAUGKUAUGGCUUUCGUGAACAACUUGAUAUUGUCGAYCAGAGRUCUUGUUCAUAGCUUCUCAUUUWACUAAAAGGACUUGGAAAUCAUCAGUUAAUCURGUACUUKCUGGACGAGUUGUUUAUCAACAAGGAUCGACCGUAUUUUCUGGUGUUUGAGGACAAAUUGGYGGGAUAGUCUCUUGUUGAUUGUCAGACCAUGAAACAUACAAACUUUGAUUAUUCUCAGAAAACUUAAUGACAAUUUCACCGCUAGKUAUCAAGAACCUAUCGCUAUAUUACAUCAGAAAGAUAUUUGAAGAAAGAUACAAAAAUGUGUGACCGUGCAUGUGAGUUGAUGAUUGCAUGUUGUGGAACGACGUGUCGAAUGUGCUGCAAGUACAUUUCAUCCAAGACAGCCUUCCUUGUACAAUURCUUAUAUAUGGUAUUCUGCAAGGCUUUAACGUUGCUACCGAUAUAGCGUUAUUCGUAGAGCUCUUCAAUACUCACCAAUCAUGCACCUCACUAAACAMAAGUUUGSCAAUUCAAUGYGCAUCGCUGCCACCAGCCAACAUAUCGAUGACAGCACUCCAAAACAACAUUAAAUACAUUGAGAUACUUCAGUAUUCAUUGCUAAUAGUCACGGGUUUAGGAGCAGUUGUGUACAUCGUUCAUAUCGCUAUUCUUAUACCAAACCUUUGCAAGCAUUUUCAUGAUCCUGAAAUAGCAGCUGAAGUUGAAGCCAAGCAGGCUCCAAGAUACUACACAAACAUUAUACUAACGCAUUGUAUCUUCAUGUGCCUGGAGACGUUUAUUCAUGAUAUACCAGCGACGUGUCUUGUGAUGGAGAUAGCUGUCCAUUUCUGGGGAGUGAAUUGUUGGGAGUGUAACACUAUUAAUAUGCCUUUACCUGUAGAGCAGUCAGUCAGUAAUUCUACUAUGUGGAUUGCAUUGAUGGUUACGUGUGUGGGACUUCUUGCCAUCUAUAAAGGUUUAAUACCAUUGUAUUUCUGGGUCGGUAAUCCAUUCUGUUGGAGCUGYUAUCUUCUGCGAUUCUUGAUCGCUAUGCCUCUUGGGUUACUAUAUAUGGUGAUGACCCUUACUCCAUGUAUGGGAGUAGCAUCAUUAAGGUUGAUACCAAAGAUUCCUCGUCUAAAGGAAGAAAUGGGAGGMACCGCUGACACCUUCUGGUCCAUUGGGCUCGUCUUUUGGGUCCUUGCUAUAGUGGGGGUUCUUACSUAUUACUGCUGUAAAAAUACUAUCACGGACCUUUGYCCGUGUUUAAGCUGGUGCGAGGAACCGAAGACACGUGGAAAGGAAGAGAAAGAACCCGGAUGUAUUUGCUUYUAGACCAARUGYYAUCUAAUACCAUAAUMCCUUGCGAMCUGCGWCCAUARYGCUUUGCGACUUGCAAAUAAAUAACCGUCAUGCUUUGUAAGAUGUUAACCAUCAUGCCUUGCAAUAUGAAAAGACCACAAUGCAAUGCGAUUCAAUACCAUCAUGCAUUGUAACURUUUAUCGUACAUUGUAAUAAGGUUUUACUAAAGUUAAAAUGCUGUCACAAUUUUUGUAUGUUUAUAAAGCUGCUCUUAUUUUAUUUUUUUGUGAAAGUGUAAAGUUACUUUAAUACUAUAUACUAUAAAAUAUAUAUUUGCCUA
This is a messenger RNA of Exaiptasia diaphana, 1664 nucleotides long. RefSeq lists its product as uncharacterized. The record is from RefSeq and is a predicted model, not a curated record. NCBI's taxonomy places the organism in Eukaryota, Metazoa, Cnidaria, Anthozoa, Actiniaria, Aiptasiidae. The transcript has 4 exons. Bases 340 to 1356 code for a protein of 338 amino acids.